Molecule: messenger RNA, 4601 nt
Organism: Anolis carolinensis (green anole)
Lineage: Eukaryota; Metazoa; Chordata; Lepidosauria; Squamata; Anolidae
Gene: llgl1
Product: LLGL scribble cell polarity complex component 1
Exons: 23
Coding region: 150-3410 (1086 amino acids)
Biological process (GO): regulation of protein secretion; establishment of spindle orientation; regulation of Notch signaling pathway
Cellular component (GO): plasma membrane; cortical actin cytoskeleton; cytoplasm
Molecular function (GO): myosin II binding; GTPase activator activity
Source: RefSeq, a predicted model, not a curated record
UAAGCCCCGCCCUUUUUCCCGGGUCUCCCUUUCUUCCCCGCCUGGCGCGCGCCGCUGCUGCUGCUGCUGCUGCAUUUGCUGCUGCUGCUGCUGCUUUUGCAUUGGCGCUUUUUUGCACCCUUUUUGGGCUGUUUCUCCCGCGCCUUUGGAUGCGGAGGGCUGCGCCGCAUGGAGGCAGCGCCCCGGGGGCUCCUUUGCCGCCUCUUCUCCCGUCCCUUCCUCCUCCUCCUCCGCUGGGAAAGAUGAUGAAGUUUCGCUUCCGAAGGCAGGGCCACGACCCGCAGAGGGAGAAGAUCAAGCAGGACCUCUUCGCCUUCAACAAGACGGUGGAGCAUGGCUUCCCCAACCAGCCCAGCUCCUUGGCCUUCGACCCCAAGUUGUGCAUCAUGGCCAUUGGGACAAAAUCCGGGGCCGUCAAAAUAUAUGGGGCUCCCGGAGUGGAGUUCACUGGGCUGCACAAGGAGACGGCCACCGUCACCCAGAUGCACUUCUUACCUGGCCAGGGCCGGCUUCUCUCCCUUUUGGAUGACAACACGCUCCACCUCUGGGAGAUCUACCUGAAAGACGGAUAUUCCCAUUUGGAGGAGACCCGGAGCUUCGUCCUCCCCGGACGCCCAGGGUUCGACAUCGCUAACUCUCCUCCCAGCAUCACUCGCGUGACGGUCAUCUCCUUGCAGUCGGCGGGCGACGUGGCCUACCUGGGCACCGAAGGGGGCGGGGUUUACGCCCUCGAACUCCCCACCUUGGCGCUCCUGGAGGACCGGACCCUCUACCAGGACGAGGUCAUGCAAAGGGUUCCGGAGGACUAUCGCUGCGGCAAGGCUUUGGGUCCGGUGGAAUCUCUCCAGGAGCACCCACGAGACCCUACCAAGAUCUUGAUUGGUUACAGCCGAGGCCUGAUGGUUUUGUGGGACAAGAGCACCCGGAGCGCUAGUCAUCUCUUCCUGGGCAACCAGCAACUGGAAAGCCUGGCUUGGGAACGGAGCGGCCAGACGAUCGUGAGCUCGCACAGCGACGGAGGCUACGCAAUCUGGUCCGUGGCAAGCGGCUCGGCAAAGACUCUGCAACCGGCCACAUCCACCAUCCCUUACGGUCCUUUCCCCUGCAAAGCGAUCAACAAGAUUGUGUGGCAGUCGUGUGACUCUGGGGGUCACUUCAUCAUCUUCAGCGGAGGGAUGCCCCGCGCCAGUUACGGGGACCGGCACUGCGUCACCAUCCUCCAGGGCCAGGCCUUGGUGACCCUGGACUUCACGUCGCGGGUGAUCGACUUCUUUACCGUGUACGACACCGAGGUAGAGGCGGAAUCGGACAACCCGGCGGCCCUGGUGGUUCUGGUGGAGGAGGAGCUGGUGGCCAUCGACCUGCGGACGCCCGGCUGGCCCACCAUCCCGGCCCCGUACUUGGCCCCGCUCCACUCCUCCGCCAUCACCUGCUCCUACCACAUCUCCAACGUCCCCCUCAAGUUGUGGGAGAGGAUCAUCAGCGCCGGGGAGCACCAGAGCCCCCGACUCUCGACAGCGAACUGGCCCAUCAACGGCGGGAGGAGCCUGGCACAAGAACCCACUCAGCGGGGGCUUCUCUUGACGGGCCACGAAGACGGCACCGUCCGGUUCUGGGAUGCCUCUGGGGUCUCCCUCAAACCAUUAUACAAACUGGGAACGGCCAGCAUUUUCCAGACGGACUGCGACCACAGCGACAGCUUGAACCAGUCCUGCGAGGAGGAGUGGCCCCCCUUUCGCAAGGUCGGCUGUUUUGAUCCAUACAGCGAUGACCCUCGCCUGGGCAUCCAGAAAAUCGCAUUGUGCAAAUAUACGGCGAAGAUGGUUGUUGCUGGCACGGCGGGUCAGGUGCUGGUGAUGGAGCUGAGUGAUGAGAAGUCAGAGCACGUGGUGAGCGUGGCCGUGGUGGACCUCCUGCAGGACCGCGAGGGCUUCACCUGGAAGGGCCACGACCGGCUGCCCCCCAAGAACGGGGCCCUGCCCUUCGCCCCGGGGUUCCAGCCCAGCCUCCUGGUCCAGUGCAUGCCCCCCGCCGCCCUCACCGCCGUCACCCUCCACUCCGAGUGGAACCUGGUGGCCUUCGGGACCAGCCACGGCUUCGGCCUCUACGACUACCACCGCAGGAACCCCGUCCUGGCCAGGUGCACGUUGCAUCCGAAUGACUCCUUGGCCAUGGAGGGGCCUCUCUCGCGGGUGAAGUCCCUGAAGAAGUCUCUGCGGCAGUCCUUCCGCCGGAUCCGCAAGAGCCGAGUGUCCGGCAAGAAGCGGGUCAACACCAGCAGCCCUUCCAGCAAGGUGCACGAGGCCAAUGCCCAGUUGGCCGAACAGCCAGGACCACACGAGGUCGAGAUGACCCCCGUCCAGCGGCGGAUCGAACCCCGCUCUGCGGAUGACUCGCUCUCUGGUGUGGUGCGGUGCCUCUACUUCGCAGACACCUUCCUGCGAGACGCUGCGCAUCACGGGCCCACCAUGUGGGCCGGCACCAACUCCGGCUCCGUCUUCGCCUACGCCUUGGAGGUCCCCUCCCAGGAGAAGUUUGCGGAGCGCUCCGCGGAAGCCGUCCUGGGCAAGGAGAUCCAGCUCAUGCACAGAGCGCCGGUCGUGUCGAUCGCAGUUCUCGACGGCCGAGGGAAUCCUUUGCCAGAACCCUACGAAGUUUCCCGGGACUUGGCUAAGGCCCCCGACAUGCAGGGCAGUCAUUCGGUGCUCAUUGCCUCGGAAGAGCAAUUCAAGGUGUUCACGCUGCCCAAAGUCAGUGCCAAGACCAAGUUCAAGCUGACGGCCCACGAAGGCUGCCGGGUCCGGAAGGUGGGUCUGGUGAGCUUUGCGAGCGCAGCCUGCGAGGAUUAUGCCGAGAACGGCCUGGCCUGCCUGACCAACCUGGGCGACAUCCACAUCUUCACGGUGCCGGGGCUGCGGCCGCAGGUGCACUACGACUGCGUCCGGAAGGAGGACAUCAGCGGGAUCGCCUCCUGCGUCUUCACCAAACACGGGCAAGGCUUUUACCUGAUUUCUCCCUCCGAGUUCGAGCGCUUCUCCUUGAGCACCAGGAACAUCACGGAGCCGCUUUGCAUUUUGGACACGAGCCGCAGCCACGAUGCCACUUGCCUCGGGAACAGUUUUGCCUUGACGCCCAAACUGAACCAAGCCAACGGGACCCACGUCGUCCGGAGUUCAGACCCCAACCGUUCCCUUUCCAGCAUCGAAAGGUCUCCCGAAGAGCACCAAGCGUCCUUUUCCCCGACGCCCGUCGACUCCCCCAACAACAGCAUCGACACCCCUCUGGAUAUGACGGGAGACAUCACGGCGGAGGAAGUCAAGGACUAUUUGACGCCUUCAGAAGAAACUGAGAGAAACCGGAGGAACAUCAACGAGGACGAGGCUCGUUCUCCGGGGAUCCUAAUUAAAUGAGAAGCCUUCGAAAGAGGCAGAAGCAACUUGGGACUCGAUUUUGCGACAGACUCUUAAAAAGACGCUGUUUCGCCGUUCAUUGCGCAACGAUUGACAACAAGUGGGAUUACCUUGAACCCAGAAACCUUCUCGUUUUCGGUACGUUUCCGAAAUUGCCUCUCGAUCCGUCUUUGUCUUUUUUUCUAACGGCGGAAAAAAAUCCUGUGCCAUCCGUUUACAACGGGUCAAUUGCGUUGCGCGAAAGGAACCGGUUGCACCUCUUGAGCAAGGAAAGAAUGGAACCGAGUCAGCACCGUUUCUUUGGAGCGAAGCCUCAACCUGAGCUCUUAGCGGCUUUUUAUAUAGGACCUUUGGAACCUUGAAAUCCUUUUAUCGUACGAUUUUUUUUUUGUUUUUUCCCGCAUAAGUAUUUUGACCUAUUUCCAGAGCCUUUGAAUUGGGAAACCGGACGGAAUCGGUACGGAGCCUCCUCCCCGAAAAGCUCCUUUUGGAGCCAAAUCCUGCCUUUUUCGGGACACUUUUCUAAGGGUUUUCCUAUAUUUGACGGUGUUUUUCUUGAAGGAUCCUUCUUAUGAAGUCUUUUGGGGGUGUCGAGCGAGUCGGGGUCCACUUUGUGGGGAAAAGCAAGACUUCGGGAGAACUUUGGGGCACAAACCUUGGUGCUUGAACCAGCAAAAAAAAAAUAAUGUCAGAAUUCACGUCCUUUUCCUGCUUUGCUGUUCGUCUACAACGUGAAUUUUUCGGACAUUUAGGCGGGAUUUCAGUCACUUUGUAAGGUAUGUUUCUCCACCCGAAAAGUCUCCUGUAAUAAGAGAAGUAUACUGGAUUGCAAAACCUAUCAUCCCCUCCUCUGCACAGCCAAUUUGGGGGAGUUAAUGAUUGCUUUCGGACAUCUGCAUGAAUUCUCUCUUUAGCUGCAUGCAGUUAGUGGCUUCUUGAAACAAAGCUAUUUUGAACCCUACAAGUGGGACUACAAGUCCCAUCCUCCCUUGUUGGGAAUAUGAUGGGUUUUGCAAUUCAGUUUUAAUUUCACUUUUGGAUUGGUAUGAACAGGGUAAGUCUAGUAUGUGUUUGGAUGUUUUUGGACUGCGUUUCCCUUUUGCAAAGGUGCAAAAUGUGUGGCCGUGCAGUCCAGAUUGACCGAAAAUGCCAUAUAAUUCCCAUUCCUGAGCAAAACCACGACUCACGUUU